AUGCAGUAUAAAGCGUUUACUAUUGCCCUCCUUGGACUCGGCAAAAGCUAUGCAGCGCAUUUUUCACAGACAUGCAGCUCUCUGGACCUCCAAGGGUCUCUCCUAGUGGCCAAAUGCUCGGGGUCACCUAAUAAGUACUACGAUACUGUGGUUGACCUGAACAAGUGUGUGGGAAAUAGAGACGGUACUCUUAUGAGAGGGUGUAUGUGUUAUGGAAGAAAGGGGGUAAUGGCGCCGUCUUCCAUCUUGAACCUGGAUGAAUUCGUAACCAACGAAGGUGGAGUUUUGGUUUGUGACAAAGAGGACUAG
Aspergillus pseudonomiae is the source of this 309-nucleotide messenger RNA. RefSeq names its product CVNH domain-containing protein. The record is from RefSeq and is a predicted model, not a curated record. The coding region runs from base 1 to 309 and encodes 102 amino acids. The transcript has 3 exons. Lineage: Eukaryota; Fungi; Ascomycota; Eurotiomycetes; Eurotiales; Aspergillaceae.